Molecule: messenger RNA, 1213 nt
Organism: Exophiala viscosa
Lineage: Eukaryota; Fungi; Ascomycota; Eurotiomycetes; Chaetothyriales; Herpotrichiellaceae
Product: glycoside hydrolase superfamily
Exons: 1
Coding region: 92-1081 (329 amino acids)
Biological process (GO): glycoside catabolic process; oligosaccharide metabolic process
Cellular component (GO): cytoplasm
Molecular function (GO): alpha-galactosidase activity
Source: RefSeq, a predicted model, not a curated record
GGAAAAGACAGGCCGUUUCAACGGUCACAUCACACCAAACACGACUAGUUUCCCUGACGGUAUUAGUGGACUUGCUGAGAAGAUACAUGCUAUGAAUCUGAGCCUAGGUAUCUACAGCACUGCUGGCAAUGCUACAUGCGCUGGGUACCCGGCCAGCUUGGGCUACGAGACUGUCGAUGCAACAGACUUUGCGUCUUGGGGCAUCGACUACCUCAAGUACGACAAUUGCAACAUCCCUCAGAACUGGACAGAUCAAUACAUGUAUUGUACUCAAGACCGCGCCGACAUCAAUAUCACAGCCAACGGUACUUGUACGCAGCAACUCGACCCGGAUCUGGCUCCCGCUGGUUAUGACUGGGAGACGUCGAACACAUUCGACCGAUUUGCUCGCAUGAGAGAUGCACUUGCGCAACAGGAUCGUGAAAUCCUCUUCUCGCUCUGCAUCUGGGGUUAUGCCGAUGUUUUUGACUGGGGAAAUGAAACCGGCAUUAGCUGGCGUAUGUCAAGUGAUAUUGGACCGUACUGGAAUGCUGUCACCCGAAUCCUCAACAUCAACUCCUUCAAGAUGAACAGCACGAAUUUCUGGGGCCACAACGACGCUGAUAUGCUGGAGGUGGGGAACGGCAACCUGACCUUCGAAGAGACGAGGACUCACUUUGCCUUUUGGGCAGCAAUGAAAUCACCACUGCUGAUAGGAACGGACCUGACGAAUCUCUCGCAGACCAAUCUCGACCUGUUGAAGAAUGAAUACUUGCUGGCGUUUAGCCAGGACGACGUAUAUGGCGCACCUGCCACACCCUACAAAUGGGGUGCGAAUCCGGAUUGGACAUACGAUCCAUAUUCACCCGCAGAGUAUUGGGCUGGAGGGUCACAGAACGGCACUUUGGUGUUGAUGCUGAAUCCUCAGAAUGGGACAUCCGAGACCAAGGAGGCGAUAUGGUCGGAAAUCCCUGAAUUAGGUGACGGGCAGUAUGAAGUUACGGAUGUGUGGACCGGGCAGAACCUUGGUUGCCUCGCAUCAUUCUCCGCUGAAGUCGCAAGCCAUGAUACUGCGGCGAUCUUAGUCGGCGAUAAGUGCUGAGCUUGAUGCUUUGAUGAGCAUACAUGCGGCGCCAAGUACUGAUUCUGCACGGUCAGUCCGGCCGUCUAAUCGACUCUCACCGUGGUAAGACCCAAAAAUCACUUCGCAGAUAUCGCAGAUUUUUGGUUGUGG